Molecule: messenger RNA, 1761 nt
Organism: Ricinus communis (castor bean)
Lineage: Eukaryota; Viridiplantae; Streptophyta; Magnoliopsida; Malpighiales; Euphorbiaceae
Product: NADP-dependent malic enzyme
Exons: 17
Coding region: 74-1564 (496 amino acids)
Biological process (GO): malate metabolic process; pyruvate metabolic process
Cellular component (GO): chloroplast
Molecular function (GO): malate dehydrogenase (decarboxylating) (NADP+) activity; NAD binding; malate dehydrogenase (decarboxylating) (NAD+) activity
Source: RefSeq, a predicted model, not a curated record
AAGGGAUGCUCACUACUUGCGCGGUCUUCUGCCCCCGGUGGUUGCAACUCAACAGCUUCAGGAGAAGAAAUUGAUGCACACUAUCAGGCAAUAUCAACUUCCCCUUCAAAAAUAUAUGGCCAUGAUGGAACUUGAGGAGAGGAAUGAAAGAUUGUUUUACAAGCUUCUUAUUGAUAAUGUUGAGGAAUUACUUCCUAUCGUUUACACUCCAACAGUAGGUGAAGCGUGUCAGAAAUAUGGAAGUAUCUUCAAGCGUCCUCAGGGGUUAUAUAUAAGUUUGAAGGAGAAGGGAAAAAUUCUUGAUGUAUUAAAAAAUUGGCCUGAAAGAAGUAUUCAAGUUAUUGUUGUAACUGAUGGGGAGCGGAUUUUGGGACUUGGUGAUCUUGGCUGUCAGGGUAUGGGAAUUCCAGUAGGAAAAUUGGCUCUUUACACUGCGCUUGGAGGAGUUCGUCCCUCUGCGUGUUUGCCAAUCACCAUUGAUGUGGGCACAAACAAUGAAAAAUUGCUGAACGAUGAAUUCUACAUUGGACUCCGACAAAGGAGAGCAACUGGCCAGGAAUACUCUGAACUACUACAGGAAUUCAUGACUGCUGUAAAGCAGAACUAUGGAGAAAAAGUUCUUAUCCAGUUUGAAGAUUUUGCUAACCACAAUGCUUUUGAGCUGCUUGCAAAAUAUGGUACAACCCAUCUCGUCUUCAACGAUGAUAUACAGGGGACAGCAUCUGUUGUUCUUGCAGGGGUAAUUGCAGCGCUGAAGUUGCUUGGUGGUUCCCUGAGUGAUCACACUUUCUUGUUCCUUGGCGCUGGGGAGGCUGGAACUGGUAUAGCAGAGCUAAUAGCACUUGAGAUGUCAAAACGGACCAAUGCUCCUUUGGAAGAGACUCGCAAGAAGAUCUGGUUAGUGGAUUCAAAGGGAUUGAUUGUCAGCUCCCGUAAGGAUUCACUUCAACACUUCAAGCAGCCCUGGGCUCAUGAGCAUGAACCUGUUAAGAAUCUCUUAGAUGCUGUAAAGGCAAUCAAACCAACGGUUCUGAUUGGAUCAUCUGGCGUUGGAAGAACAUUUACGAAGGAAGUAAUUGAAGCCAUGGCUUCCUUAAAUGAGAAACCUCUAAUCUUGUCUCUUUCCAAUCCAACUUCACAAUCAGAGUGUACAGCAGAAGAAGCUUAUACUUGGACUAAGGGCAAAGCAACCUUUGCUAGUGGAAGUCCAUUUGAUCCUGUUGAAUAUGAGGGAAAAGUUUUUGUUCCUGGCCAGGCGAACAAUGCAUAUAUUUUCCCUGGAUUUGGCUUGGGUUUGGUCAUCUCUGGAGCAAUCCGCGUUCAUGAUGAUAUGCUUCUUGCAGCCUCUGAAGCUUUGGCCAGCCAAGUUACUGAAGAGAACUUCAGCAAGGGGCUCAUUUACCCACCUUUCUCUAACAUCAGAAAAAUUUCAGCACAUAUUGCUGCUAAUGUCGCCGCUAAGGCAUAUGAACUUGGACUGGCUACACGGCUUCCUCGACCAGAGAACCUUAUGAAGUAUGCUGAGAGUUGCAUGUACAGUCCUGUCUAUAGAAAUUACCGCUAAUUGGGUGGUUUUUUGAUGUGAAGCUACGCGUGGAAGUAUAUAGCUUUGAGCAAAAUAAGAUUUAUGGCAAGUAUGAAUGACAGAUAUGGCAGUCGAUGUAUUAAUAAAUUUUGUGCUUUUGGUGUGAAGCUGUAAGUUACCCAAGUAUGUGCCUAAAUGUUUACUGUAAACGCAAUAAGAUUUCAUUUUGGAAUGCA